AUGAUCAAGGUCGCGGCGCCGGAGGUGCAGCAGCCGCAGGCCGUCGCCGCAGCCGAGGCGGUCUCGGCGGUGGUGCCGGAGGCGACCAUCUUCCGGUCCAAGCUUCCGGACAUCGACAUCCCCAGCCACCUGCCCCUGCACGAGUACUGCUUCGCCAGGGCGGCCGAGCUCCCGGACGCGCCGUGCCUCAUCGCCGCGGCCACGGGGAGGACCUACACGUUCGCGGAGACGCAUGCGCUCUGCCGCAAGGCCGCCGCGGCGCUGCACCGGCUCGGCGUCGGCCACGGGGACCGCGUCAUGAUCCUGCUCCAGAACUGCGUGGAGUUCGCCGUCGCCUUCUUCGGCGCGUCCUUCCUCGGCGCCGUCAGCACGGCGGCCAACCCGUUCUGCACCCCGCAGGAGAUCCACAAGCAGCUCGUCGCCUCCGGCGCCAAGAUGAUCGUCACCCAGUCCGCCUACGUCGACAAGCUCCGGCACGAGAGCUUCCCGAGAAUCAGCACAAGCGGCGGCGACGACACGCUCACCGUGAUCACCGUCGACGACGAGGCGGCCACCCCGGACGGAUGCCUGCCCUUCUGGGGGGUCGUCGGGUCCGCCGACGAGGGCUCGGUCCCGGAGGUGUCCAUCUCGCCGGACGACGCCGUGGCGCUGCCCUACUCGUCGGGCACGACGGGGCUGCCCAAGGGCGUGGUGCUGACGCACGGGGGCCUGGUGUCGAGCGUGGCGCAGCAGGUGGACGGCGAGAACCCGAACCUGUACAUGCGGGAGGGGGACGUGGCGCUCUGCGUGCUGCCGCUGUUCCACAUCUUCUCGCUCAACUCGGUGCUGCUGUGCGCGGUGCGCGCCGGCGCGGCCGUGAUGCUGAUGCCCAAGUUCGAGAUGGGCGCCAUGCUGGCGGGCAUCGAGCGGUGGCGCGUGACGGUGGCCGCCGUGGUGCCGCCGCUGGUGCUGGCGCUGGCCAAGAACCCCGUGGUGGAGCAGCACGACCUGAGCUCCAUCCGGAUCGUGCUCUCCGGCGCCGCACCGCUCGGCAAGGAGCUCCAGGACGCGCUCCGUGGCCGCCUCCCGCAGGCCAUCUUCGGACAGGGGUACGGGAUGACGGAGGCCGGGCCGGUGCUGUCCAUGUGCCCGGCGUUCGCGAGGGAGCCGACGCCGGCCAAGUCCGGGUCGUGCGGCACGGUGGUGCGCAACGCGGAGCUCAAGGUGGUCGACCCCGACACGGGCCUCUCCCUCGGCCGCAACCUCCCCGGCGAGAUCUGCAUCCGCGGCCCGCAGAUCAUGAAAGGCUACCUGAAUGACCCCGUGGCCACCGCCGCGACGAUCGACGUCGAGGGGUGGCUGCACACCGGCGACGUCGGCUACGUCGACGACGACGACGAGGUCUUCAUCGUCGACCGCGUCAAGGAGCUCAUCAAGUUCAAGGGCUUCCAGGUGCCGCCGGCCGAGCUGGAGGCUCUGCUCAUCGCGCAUCCCUCCAUCGCCGACGCCGCCGUCGUCCCGCAAAAGGAUGACGCCGCCGGCGAGGUCCCGGUCGCGUUCGUGGUGCGCGCCGCCGACUCCGACAUCGCCGAGGAGGCCAUCAAGGAGUUCGUAUCCAAGCAGGUGGUGUUUUACAAGAGGCUGCACAAGGUGUACUUCACCCAUGCGAUCCCCAAGUCAGCGUCAGGGAAGAUACUGAGGAAAGAGCUCAGAGCCAAGCUCGUCUCCCCCGUCACUGCCUGA
This is a messenger RNA of Triticum turgidum subsp. durum (durum wheat), 1722 nucleotides long. Lineage: Eukaryota; Viridiplantae; Streptophyta; Magnoliopsida; Poales; Poaceae. The record is from the annotation of a GenBank genome assembly.